This is a messenger RNA of Haliotis rufescens (red abalone), 12696 nucleotides long. RefSeq lists its product as uncharacterized. Bases 1128 to 7631 code for a protein of 2167 amino acids. Gene Ontology annotation, biological process: protein localization to ciliary inversin compartment. Gene Ontology annotation, cellular component: ciliary inversin compartment. Gene Ontology annotation, molecular function: protein binding. The transcript is spliced from 4 exons. NCBI's taxonomy places the organism in Eukaryota, Metazoa, Mollusca, Gastropoda, Lepetellida, Haliotidae. The record is from RefSeq and is a predicted model, not a curated record.
UGUGGGUUUAUUUUCAUAUACACCGGUAGCAUUUUAACCGAAAGAAGGCAACUUUAUUACUACCAAGAAGCAGGAGUCGGGUGUAGUUGUCCGGAGUUCACAAGUCACUGGAUAUACUGGACACUGCAGGUGGAAAUGUUGAAAAAGUAGGUGGAAGCUUUAGAUACAUGCUGAGGCCCAUUCCAGGAAGAUAAAGAUCGAUUAAUAUAUUGACUCCGACUUCUAAGAAGUGACUUCUUUUCAGACUCUUAAUCUUCAGUUGGUUCAGUGACAGUGACAUGCGAGCAUUGAUACACACCUUACUGCAGAAUUUUGCCGUUAUUUUCAUUCAAUGUGCCACACUAACUAAAUGUCCCAGAAGUAAAGAUUCAUAACGAGGCCAUGGUCAGCCUCUGUCAACAGACCAAGAGAUGGGCUUUCUAUGGAACCAUUUGCAGAUAAUCACCAUUCUGUAAUACGUCGUAGCCACUACAAUUAAGUUAUAUUCACACCAAUAUACAAAGACGUUUCCAGUCUAUCAAUAUGGAAACCCUAAAAUGUAAUUGCUGAACCCAGCUCUUUGUAAACAAUACUUCACAAGAUGUCCAUGUUCAACACUUAGCAGAAGACCAAAGCCAUCAGUCUUCUAUGGAUCCAGGCAGUGAGUCUCAAAAAGACCAUGGUCAGCGGCCAUCAGUAGACCAAAGUGAUCAGCCUUCUAUGGAACCAGGCAGUCAGUCUCAAGAAGAUCCUGGUCAACACUCAUUAGUAGACCAAAGCGAUCAGCCUUCUAUAGAUCACACAGUCGGUUUCAAGAAGAUCCCGGUCAGGGCCCAUCAGUAGUACAAAACCAACAACCUUCUAUAGAUACACAGUCGGUCCCAAGAAGACCAUGGUCAGCAGCCUUCAGUAGAUCAAAGCCAUCAGCCUUCUAUGGAUCCAGGCAGUGAGUCUCAAAAAGACCAUGGUCAGCGGCCAUCAGUAGACCAAAGUGAUCAGCCUUCUAUGGAACCAGGCAGUCAGUCUCAAGAAGAUCCUGGUCAACACUCAUUAGUAGACCAAAGCGAUCAGCCUUCUAUAGAUCACACAGUCGGUCUCAAGAAGAUCCUGGUCAGCAGCCUUUAGUAGAUCAAAGCCAUCAGCCUUCUAUGGAUCCAGGCAGUCCGUCUCAAGAAGAUCCUGGUCAGGGGCCAUCAGUAGACCAAAGCCAACAGCCUUCUAUAGAUCCAUACAGUUGGUCUCAAGAAGACGAUGGUGAGCAGCCUUCUAUAGACCUAUGCAGUCAUUCCCAAGAACAUCCUGGUCAAAAUGUAUCAUUAGACCAAAGCGAUCAGCCUUCUAUAGAUCCACACAGUCGGUCUAAAGAAGAUCCUGAUCAACACUCAUUAGUAGACCAAAGCCAUCAGCCGUCUAUGGAUCCAGGCAGUCAGUCUCAAGAAGAUCCUUGUCAACACUCAUCAGUAGACCAAAGCUAUCAGCCUUCUAUAGAUCCACACAGUCAGUCCCAAGAAAACCAUGGUCAGCAGCCAUCAGUAGACCAAAGCCAUCAGCCUUCUGUAGAUCCACACAGUCAGUCCCAAGAAAACCAUGGUCAGCAGCCAUCAGUAGAUCAAAGCCAUCAGUCUUCUACGGAUCCAGGCAGUCCGUCUCAAGAAGAUCCCAGUCAGAGGCCAUCAGUAGACCAUAGCCAUCAGCCUUCUGUGGACCCAUGCAGUCAGUCUUCAGUAGACCAAAGCCAUCAGCCUUCCAUCGAUGCACACACUGCCCUUCACGAAGGAGAUCGUGUACAAGGUCGUGCUAAUCCGAAUACCUUACCUGGACCAGAAAUUACAGUCCAACGUACGUCCGAAGAAUAUCAAUAUGAUGCCGUCUUGGAAUUUGCAGAAGAAGAUGAAGAUCUGGCAAUGGAAAUACAAAGUGAGAUGAAUCAUACUAUUGUGGUGGGUAAUCGGAAAGCAAGAGUGUGUUUGCGUAACCAUCCUCAGUUUGGAGGAUCCACUAUUGACAGACCAACGAUCAUGAGAGAGAAGUGCAGGUAUAUGUUUCUUAUACUCACUAGGAACACAGAAUCGGAUAAUCGCACCUGUUAUGUCAAAAGUGAAGCCCUGGGGAGCACGCUUCUGUCAUCUAAAUGCCAACAUUUUGUUAUACCACUACAUACCAAGCCUACGAAGGAACGUAAAUAUGAUAUACCUGUUGGACUGGCACAUGUUCAAGCAUAUGAAUGGUUUCUGCCUUUGGAUCGGUGCCAAAGAAAGAUUCAAGAACUAUUUAAUCAUCAUGCAGAAACUGAGGAACACCAGGUCAGGGCUUAUUCAACAAGACAGGGCACGAUGAACAGGAACAUUAUGCGUCAGUGCAGUAGGGAAGCAACGGGCACACGCAACAAAGAAAAUACCAAUACAUUAGGGGACAAAUCAACACCUGCCCGAGACACAGACGUGUCACCUGAUUUGAGGAGGAUCAUUCAUCAGACAAACAUGAUUCUUCAAGACUGGGAAGAGAAACUUUUCUACAAGACAAAAACUACCAGAGAAGCAAAGGAUGUACUGAUGACCAAAGGCUCUCUUUUCCUCGUAGGACGAUCAGGAGAUGGAAAAACGUCAACGGUUUAUCACAUACUUACAGAGUUCAGGAAAGAUAAAUCCACUUAUCAACCAUAUAUUGUCUAUGAACCUGAAGACAUGAAACAUAUACCUCCAGCUAAUUCCAUUGUCUUUGUAGAUGACAUACUUGGCCGUUCUAGUUUUUCUUUUGCUCUUUUAGAGAAAUGGAAAUUAUAUUUCCGCCCACUGGUUGCCUACGUUAAAGCAGGACAUAUGUAUUUUAUUUCUACUUCUCCAAACUUUGUCAGAGAUGAAUGCCUAAGUUUUUUUGAUGACAUCCCACUGUUGAGUAAUGUCAUUGAUACCACUUCGAACGAGAACAGCUUGAGGGCAUAUGAAAAGGAAGCCAUGCUCACAGAGUAUUUGGACAGAUAUAAAGUCUGCAUGGAAAUCCAGGAAAGGAGUGCUGCUCUUAAGGGAGGCCUGAUAAUUGGCUUCCCUCAAUGUUGUCAGUACUUUGUUACAAAUCAAGAUGCUCAACGGGCUGGCCAUAAGUUCUUUUUGCAUCCCUUUGAAAUCUUAAGAUCCCAAAUAACCAAACUGAAAGAAACUGAUAGAAUUGCAUAUAUGGUUCUUGUGCUGAUAUUAUUCAACAACGGUGGUAUAUCAUCUAGAUAUCUAGAUCCUUAUUGCACAGACAACCCUCCAGCUCUUCUUACAGUCAUUGAGGCCUGUGGUAUACCAAAAGACACCCCCAAAAUAGAUAUUAAAUCAGCUGUGAUCAAGUUGGUACGAAAGAAGUACCUCGUGUACAACAAACAAGAAGGACUCCAUGUAUUUUCUCACCAGUCACUAUAUGAUGCAGUCUGUCGUGUAUUUGGAGAUGAAAGUGUAGAGAAGCUACUAGAAUUUGCACCUUCAAUGUUUCUGGUUGACUACACAUCAGUUUUCGACGACAGUCUCGAAAAUAGUGGAAUCAAAAUACAGAUUCUCAGGGAGCACCACAAGACCUUCAUCAAUAGGAUCAUACAAGACAUCCAGGUCAAUAAUUUCAAGCUUCUUGAGCACAGUGCGUUUAAAAGAAAGGAUUUUGUUGGUGAGUUAUUUGAAAAUAUAACAUGGAUAGAGUCUUUGCAGAAACUCCUCCUCAGUGAUGAGUCGGUGAAACAUUUGAUUAAUGAUCGAACAUUGUACUGCCUAACAGCAGCCAGCAAGUGUCAACCUCUUUUGUUACAGUUGGUCGGUCUCUUGGGUAGCACAGAUGGAGAGAAACAGAAGUUACUGUUGCAUGACAUUUUGGAGGGUUCUUGUUGUUCAGGAGACCUAGAGCUAUUUGAUGAGGUUGUGUCAAGAGACGUUACUCCCUGUAGUAACUGUGCUCUUGUCGCUGCUGAAAGUUCUGUUGACAAUCCAUACAUAAUGAGGCGUUUGCAGAAGAAAAUGCCACCUGAAUAUGAAACCAUGGAAACACUUGUUGACAUUUUGGUGGGGAAAAAAAGACUGCAAACACUAAGGCAUGUCUCACCACAUGUGAACUGGUCGCAUUUUAAAACACCCAAGAGGAAAAGGAAGUUGCUUCUGUCAGCUUGCUCUUCAGGCGAGUUUGGGAUGUUUCAGUUACUUACAGGCCCUACAUAUAUUGGGGAUGCUGAAAACAAACAUGAACUUUUGAUGACAGCAGUAGGUGGUGGAAGCAAAGAUAUCGUUGAGUAUCUGCUUACGAGGGAAAACAAAGAUCAGGUGGAUAAAAUGCACAGAUCAGUACUGCACCAUGCUUGUUUGAAAGGGUCUGCUGAUCUUUGCCAAUUCUUGUUAUCAAUGCAAGUGGAUAUGUCCAGAAUCGAUAAGAUUGGCGCGACUGCUUUUCAUUUGGCAUGUAAAAACAGGGAUAUAUCAUUUAUUGAACGUCUGUUAAGCAUAGGCUUCACAAUUACAGUGACCGACAUUCAAACAACAAAACGGCCUAUUCGGCUCUCACCUUUACAUAUGGCAUCCAGGAAUGACAAAGGAUGGCAGAUGGUACAAUUAUUGAUAGAGAAAGGACCUACAGAUGUUGACAUGUUAAACUUCCAGGAUAGUGAUGGAUUCACACCUAUGCACAUUGCAAGCCAACAACCUCAUGGAAGCAGCAUGAUUCAGGAGCUUAUGAAACAUAAAGCUAAUCUUUCACAACUAGACAGUCAUGGAAGGAUUCCUCUACACUGUGCAGCCAAGGAAUGUAUAUACAAAAACAUUGAAGUUUUGUUAGACAGCAGAGCAGAUGUAAAUGCUAAGGAUGCCAGCAGAAAGACACCUUUACAUUAUCUACUGGCAAAACAGAUUCAAAAUGAGGAUGAAAUUGAAUCUCAGUCAGAUUCUGUGAAACGUUUACUACAGAAUGGAGCCGAUGUAUGUUGCGAAGAUAAGGAUGGCAACUCUCCAAUCCAUGUUGCUGCAGCUUCUAUUUCCAAUACAAAGACUUUUCAGCAACUGUUGGCAAAGACAGGUGAUGUUCCCAAACUGAACAAUGCAGGACUUACACCACUCCAUUUGCUACUAAGACCAGAUACGCCAUUGGAAAAUGUGAAGUUGCUUGUUGAAACCUAUCCUUCCCUGCUCGGAUCUGAAACUAAAAAUGGAAAAUCUGUAUUGCAUGUUGCUUUUCAAAAUCAAAUAAGAUACAACAUCAUUCUGUAUUUGCUCCAAGAGAAAUGCUCCGACCAUACAGUAAACUGGGAACAUGUUGAUAUCAAGGAGGUAUUCUGUAGAUUUACUUCAGAACAAAUUGUUCAUAUUCUUCGAUAUGUGACGGAAUCAAUGCCCAGUUCAGUAAUGCCUAACAUGAUGCAUGUGCUGUGUGAGGCUGACAUGGCAGAUGAUAAAUGGACACAGGGAAUGAAAUUGUUGCACAGCAACACAGCAGAUCUUGAUCUUGAUGUGCAGGGCCCAAGGGGAUCAACGGCAUUACAUAAAGUUGCUGAUUCACCUGUGAAGAUGAACUAUCUUCUCAAGAAGAAAUGUGAUGUCAAUAUUCGUGAUCAAAAUGGAAACACACCACUUCAUAUUGCAGUUCAAAAAAGAAAUGCAAAAGGGGUGGAUAUUCUCCUUUCAUCAGGGGCAGAUGUUUCGGCUGUCAACAAAAGGAAAGAAACAGCAUUACUAAAAGCAGCAAAGAUAAUUUCAAAAUGUGUCAUACACUGGGAGCAAUACAUUGCCCUAUUAGAAUCAACUGACAUGUUGAUUAAUUUUUUGCAGUUUUAUGGUACUUUCUUUCACUUUGGGUUGAAAGACCAAGAAACUGAAAAGUGUAGUGAUGUGAACAUCAUUUCCAGAAUCAUAUCAUCACUCAUUGAACGCUCUUCCCCUGUUAAUGAACCUGAUAUAAAUGGAAACACAGCAGUUCACUACGCAGUAUGGGAUAUUAACAUCCUGGAACAGUUAGUAUCUGCAAAAGCAAAUCUAGAUCAGAAGAACUAUUCAGGAGUGUCUUGUCUCCAUGUUGCGUGUAUGUCAAAUGAGAACACAGAUGUCAUAAAUUACCUCCUUGACCAAGGUGUAUCUCUUUGUACUACCAGUGCUAAGCUAAACAUCACCCCGUUACAUGUUGGCUUAUUAUGCAAGAUGAACGAUCAUACUGUGCUUAAAAGGCUUUAUGAUUCCAUGGUUAAAUCCUCUCAAAGUAACUGUGAGGAUUUCCUUCCAUUUCUUCAUGUGUCAGCAUGCUGUUCUUCAAAAGACCUUGUACAACUGUUUAUUGAUCUAGAUAGAAACAAACUGCUCACACAGGACAAAUUUGGAUAUCUCCCCAUACACCACGCUGUGGCUGCUGGUGAUCUAGAGGUGGUCAUGCUACUCGCCGAAGCUAUGAAGACAGCCACACACAGAAGUGAAAAGGCAUGCCACUCUAGGACUGUAUCUACAAUGCAAAGUGGCCUGUUUUCUAAACGUGGUAGAAAUGCAUUGCCAAGCAGAACAAGGCCUACUGCAGUCAGAGGUCAGUUUGACAGAGGUAGACCUCCAUUGGGGAAGCGUUUUGACCAGACUACAAAAGGCAGAGGUCGGUCUUCACAGGUCGGGGGUCAAACAACUCAAGUCAAAGAAGAGCCUACACCAAUCACAGGCCAGUCAACACAUUUCGGACCUAAAACCACUGAUGGUAGGCCUACAUCUUCGAGGUGCAAGAAACAACAGAAAAUGAAAGGGCUGUCUGAAAAAGAGGAUAAUCAGUGUGCACAUGGUAAACCUAAAGACAUGGUGGAUAGUCGUGGGAUUCAAGUUCAGGAUCUGCAUGGUUUGGUGUGUAGACUGAAACCUAGAUGUGAUUUGAUUCUUGUUGCUGCCCAAUACAGCAAUGUUGAUGUUAUUGGUUUCUUAUUAAAGCAAGGAUGGAAUGUCAACCUGUGUGACAAGGAUGGCAAUACACCCCUCCAUGCUGCAGUGCAAUCAGUGAACUAUGAAAAUGCUGAAUAUUUGUUGAAAAAAGGGGCAGACGUUGAGUGCAUUAACAGAAAUGGACUCACUCCUUUGCAGAUUACAGUACAGAACACAUUUCCAAAGUUUUCAAUAAAUAUUAUCCGUCUGUUACUCAGCAAUGGGGCAUCUGUCGGUUCCUGUACAAAGCAUGACAGGCAGAACCUAUUACACAUAAUAUGCAAAGAUGAAUUGAUUUCCCAAAUUGCAAGUCAUGUAAAUAGGUUCAACUUGAGUGCAGGUGAUCUCAUUACCCAGAUGCUGAGUAUUCCAAGGUUGUUGAUACACAACGGCUGUCAUGUGAACGCCAUAGAUUCACAAGGUCAGACCCCACUCCACCUGGCUGCUGAAGCCAACAAUGCUUUGUAUGUUGACAUCCUACUUGAUAAUGAGGGAAACAUUGAUGCUCUAGACAGUCAAGGGAGGACACCCCUCCAGCUAGCAUUAGAAAAUUAUGGAAAGGUUGAUCUAAUACCUUUUUCUACAGCUUUGUGUCUGGUGGAGAGAAGUGCCAAUCCUCAUGCAAUUGUCCGCUGUGGUGUGACUCCACUGGAUAUUCUACUGGGUUUAGGGAAAGGCGAAAUCCUAAUGAACGAAGAGUUUAAACAGAUAUGCCAUCUGCUGGGCAUAUGGGAAGAAGUAAAGGAACAGGAGUGACAGCCUUACACUGUUCCAGCCUUGGAGAUUCAUCCUCCACAAACCAUGAAAGGUUUCAAAGCUUCACAUAAAAAUUACAGAUACACAGUGAAAAAAGUAAUUUAUAUAUGGCCGAAGUCAUAGGUCAUGUACUUUUGCAGCUUGAGUACAGAUCAUUUUGAACUUUUUCAGGGUACGUGCUCCAAAAUCUUGCCUUUGAAACUACUAGUCGAAAUAUUUCCAAACACUCAAUGAAUGGCCUCUGUACAACCUACAUCAAAGUUGUCUUUUAGCAUGUAUCUUUGAAAUAAAACUUGACUUUGGAAGGAUUUGCUGGUAACAACAUUCAUAGACCCUCGCAACAUCAUAUGGGUGAUUCGUGCAAAGUUUUAGCAUUGGACACGUUUUAGCCUUGUACACGGAACGCAUUUCUGAAAAUAUGGCAUAUGUUUCAGCUGAUCAAACCUGUGGACAGAUAUUUCAUCUCGGACAAUGCCUAAACAUUCAUCACUUUGACUGCAGGGGCGGGUACAAGGGAUUCCCCAGCCCGCCAAAGAGAGGAUUCUUUCUCGUGACGGAUUAUUUAAAAGGUUACCCAGCUGGCCCUUUUACCCCUGAAGAGUGUUGUGUUUCUGUGAAACGUUCUGGGCUUGAAAACAAAUUCUUGUGCUCAAACGGCCGAAAUUAGGCACUAAUUUGGGAGCCAAAUCAAUUUUAUUUCCUCUAAAUAUUCUUUGUUGAAAUGUAUGAUUUUUGACAGUUUGUAUGCAAAGACGUUAGAAGAGGUUGCAUAGAGGCCUGUAUCGCUGUUUUAACAGUUUUACCCGUCGGAACCAAGUCACAUCCAUCAUUGUGUACAUUCAAAUAUGAAAAUAGUUCCCACUUUACAAACAAACGGGACAUGUAAAAGAAAUGUUGUAGAACCUAUUCGAUACAUGAAAUCCAAACUGAUUACUGGUAUUCCAAACGUGUUGCAGUGGUAUUUGAUGAUAAGCAAAUCCAACAAUUUACAAAGUAUUGCAGUUGUUAGUGCUUAGUGUUGAAAUCAUCAACCAUUUUCAAACAUCUGUUAUAAGCGGUUUGUAAGCAUUCAGUGUGUGCCUUGAACUUUGGCUGGGUUGGUGAGUGUCCGUAGCGACCCAUGGCCCAGUAAGAUGUAGGGCUUAAUAUCUUUUGCAAUUGGGAUCGAUAACAUGCAUCAACCAAGUCAGCGAACCUGACCACCCGAUCCCGUUAGACGCUUUUUCCGAAAAGCAUGGUCGCCUUUUACGGCAAGCAUGGGUUGCUGAAGACCUAUUCACCCCGGAUCGUCACGGGUCUAGCUCAAUAUCUAAGUAGAUUUAUGGAUCUUGCAGAAAUAACUACUCAUUCCUACUAGCCCUGGAUUUAGUGUAAAUGUAAAUUCUGGCGUUGGGUACUGAUCAGUUUUUAGUCUCAACUUCAGGUAUUCAGGUUAAUAGUGGUGACCUAGUCGUGUAGGGUGUCGCAAUUAGCUGCGUAGAGUUGCGUUCCUUUUGCACGCCAAAAACUUGUGAUCGUGGGUUCGAAUCCUGGUUCGCUCCAAUUUUGUUUCGAGGUUUGUCAGCAUACCCAUGCUCGUGGGUUUCAACAAAGUGGUAAACGUCUGAGACCUGCAUCAUUUUGGGCUUUCCUUCCACGUGAAGCUGACACGCCAUGAUAUAACUGUAAAACUGUUCAAAGCGGCGUUAAAUCCAGCUCACUCACUCACUCAGUUAUAUAGUAACGAUGUGACAAUGCUGUUCAUUUCUUUUUUUUAACAUAUGUGUGUCCCCGUGUCGUAACCCAGCUGGGGUCCAGUGAUCUUAGCGCCUCCCUACUCAUCUCUGUCCAGCGGUCGGCCGCUCGGCUUCAGUUCUUGAACUUUGUGUUUGUUAGGCUAUCGCUAGGGUAUUUGUUGUCUGUAGAUUUUAUUCUCUAGCAUUUUAAUCUUAUGCUCUUAUCAUGUGUUGAUUUGGUAUCUGUUAUCUCAGAUGUAUGUGCAAGCGUAUUCACAUGUUGAAAGUGUUUUAGUGAUUUUCACUAAGAUUUUCAGGAAUUCGCGGGAUGAUCUAGUACUAUGUAAAUAUUUCUUAUGUAUUUAUAGCCUUAAUAAUUGUACAUAUCUGGCUGUAAAUGUUCAGUAGCACCUUAGGGUGGCUUAUGUUAACGUUCAGCCCCAUAUUUUGAUACUAAUUUAUCAAAUAUUGGUUUAGUUGUUAGUUUGAUAUUCGUGUUUACUGUACUUAACAAAGGACAAUUAUGUUCGCGGAGUGGCCGCUACUUGAUUGUACAUACAUUCUAUCGCACUACUUUUGUAAUUGAAUAUUUACGGAGUAUAAUUUCAUAUUUUUUUGCAAAUCCGUGGAAAGUCCUUCCCAUGAAUAAUAUUUACAGUUAUAUAUUAACAGUUAUCUGUUCUUGACAAAUAAUGAAAGUGCAUUUCAUAAUAUUUGAUCGUGUACUUAAUUUAGUAACAGAUUUUCCUAUGUUUGUUGUCAUCAUGUUAAACUGUAAUGCUCUAUUUGAUUGUACUUUUUUUUUCAUUUUCCUGUUUCUGUCAUGUAAUCAUAACACAAUGAAACGUGUGUUUAUUCAAGACUGCCAUGUACCUUUCAGAAGUUGUUUAGAAUCCAUUUGUCUUUUGACAAAAAGAUAUGUUUAAACUUCAUGUUAUAAAGUGGGCUGUUCUUCAGAUUGACCAAGAGCUCAUUCAAGACCCUUGAAAUAAUCCAACCAAAGACAUGAACCGAAACAAGGAAAGCACGAUUCAUUUUGAGCAAUAUGGGUUGCCUAGCAACCAUCUAUACAGGUUAUUGGUCACUGUGCCAUUACGUAUCUAAACACCAGCCUGAAGCUCGGGGUUUAUGUGGAAAUGUGUGAAAAUGACAAUGAAACAUUGCAACAUGUUAAAUUUGCCUUGACUCACCACAGAACUGAAACUCAUAACACUACACGGAUAUACAUAUUGUUCGAAAUUUUCACCAAGGUCAGACAAAUGACAAUGAGAUUUUUAAUAUUACAACUGACCUUCUUGCGUUUUAGUUACAUACAUUCUUUUCGUUACUCAUGUAAUUCGUGAUUUAUCUUUGCAUUUCACAGUAUGUCAAAUUACUUAUUCGAGUUUAGACAAAGCUAGUAUGUCUGAAUGAAUACUUAUGAAGCUAGUAUGUCUGAAUGAAUACUUAUGAUGUAAGUAGGGUUUUUUCUAUGCCGAUUGUAUUAUUCAAGUAUCCCUCAUCACCCUUAGUUGCAUCAUCAUCGAUGAUCCACUAUAUGUAUUCUCCUAAUUAUUACGAUAAAUUCCCUCGACACAUUCGCCAUAAUAGCUAUCGUCUCGAUCAAGAUUACUAAAGAAUGACUCUAGCUUAAUUGGUAGGCUACUUUUAGCGUCGUGUUAUCUUUAAAUAUUUUGUUUCUUUGUUGUUUAAUAUUAAUAUUGCUGAGUGCGGCGUUUAACAAUAAGCCACCCAACCAACGACGAGCAUAGUCGCCUUAGCGUUAAACAAUUCCAUGGUAGUGAAUGAUUCCAGGGUAUUUAUCAUAAUAGAAUGAUCUUAACAUACUUUAUGGAAUACGUUAUUGUAUACAUGUAAAUUCUUCAUCAUUUCAAAGAGACUGUGUCAGUCUGAUUUUUUAUUGCCUGGUUUCAGCAUAACAAUUCCAUAGUAUAGGCAAUGACCCCUGCGUGAAUCAACUAUCUUUCGUAGUAUACCGGCUACUGUGUUUUAGUAGCAUGUUCGUUAUUUGUAAAAUUCUAAAAGAACGAUAAUGUGCACUCUCAUCCAAAACACCCACAUUGAAAUUGUGAUGCUGGAAACUGGUUUAAUUGUUUGCUUUACCCAUCAUUUAAAACGUUGAAUACAUCCAACCAGGUGAGCUUCAGUGCCGUUUUGCUAGCUUUCAUGUUAACAUUGGUUCGCCAACAUAUUAUGUAUAUUAUAGUUGACACUUAACUUGAUUUUUGUGUGUUAUGGUAACGGUGCAAGGGAAGUGCACGGCAUAUGUUUAUCAAACAAAUAAGCGAUGAAACUGCUUUAAAACAAAUUCCAUUGGUCCCUGAAUGGCAAACAGCUUGGGAUGGGAUCAUAGUUUAACAAAGUUAUUAAAAGAACCAACGUGAAAUAUUCAGCGAUUUUAAUUUGAUAUAACAUCAUCUGACAACAUUAGGAUUGAUAAUCUAACAUCCUCUACGAUAGUCCACCGAGUAAUUCGUUUAGUCAUAACAGUAUAAGUUUCAUCAUUACAAAUUCAUACACUGUAGGAAAUGUGUUUAGACCCUAAAAACAAACCUAAACGCGUAUAAGAGUAUAACAGCUAUACGUGUCUAGACUUGUGUCCCAGUAUUUCCCAGGGUAUGGUAUAUUCACAAGGUCUCUUGAAUGCGCUAAUAUAUCCAGAAAAUGAAAUAGAGAAAAGCAAGUCACCAUCAAGUGUACCCUUCUCUCUGGUUGUGCCCGAGGUAUUCAACAAACAUUGUGUCUAUAAUGAUUAUACAUCUGUAGCUAAUAAACGUAGGGCAUUAAAACUUGACCCUGUACUCUUGUCUUGAAUUACUUUAUUCUACGCUUGAAUUUGGGUAGGUUAGCAAUCCUGGCCAUUUCUCAUCCUGGUCAAUUUUAAACGCUAUAACAAAAUGAAAUAAAAAAUGUUACAACUUGUGACUUACAAGACUUACAUUGUUUCUGGCUUUUAACGCAGCCAGCUGUGAUAUUUAUUUGUCAUAAACCUGACUUUGAUUUCAGAAUUGUUAUUUAUUAUUUACAUGGUGUUGUUAUACAUUUUGUAUAUACUUGACUAAAGUGUGGGCCCAAUACCAUGUACACAAAUAAAAUUGACGAAAUCACAAGGCGAACAUCACUUCUGUCGAAAAGUCAUUCAUUUUGCGGUGAAUAUGACCAUCAAUGGAUGUUGUCAUCAUCAAUGUUGUCAAAAACAACCAGACUUUUCUGUUUGACAAAAAGAACAACCUCUUCAAUAAUACUCUUCUCGUUCAUUUUAAGCUUGCGAAUUGGUCGUCUUUGUUAAGAAAAUAAAAUGUUAACGUAUCGUGUCAUUUCCGGCAGGGUACAUAACUAAUCGGCUUUUA